CAGGGCCUUCUCCAGCGUGUACUUCUUGCUCAAGAUCACUUCCCUGGGGUGUCUCGUGCGGUCGAUGAAGCAUGACGACGUGCUCCCCUGCUGAGCGUCCAACAUCCGUUUCACUCUCUGGACUUCAGCUUCAAGAUCUGUUCUGUCCAUCUGACAUUUGGAUGACAGACUGCAGUGUACCUGUUGACAAAGGGUUUGACCAUGGUGAUGCCGACCACAAAGAACAUGAGCACGGAGAAGGCCAUCAUGGCGAAGCCCAGCAGGAUGGCUCUGUCCUCCCCAACACUCGACACCGACAUCUGGGACCGAACUCUCUGCUCUCCGUGUCCAUCCACUCCUCGACUCCACUCCUGCUCCUCCACUGCAGAGCUGUCAUUCUGCCUACGAUAUGGAGGUACCUGCAGCUUUUGGAGGCCCCCCCCUACUUUCUGGGUCUGGGUCUGUCUGCUUUCAGUUUGAGUGGACUGCUCACAGGCCCGCUUUUUGGGUUCUGGUCAGAUCGGUGGAAAAAUACCAAGUCCAUCAUCCUUUUUUCCAAUCUUUUUGAGAUUGCCGGUAACUUCAUGUAUUUUAUUGGAUAUUCAAAGUGGCUUUUGUUAUGCAGUCGGCUUGUGGCAGGUGUCGGAGCAGGAGCGGGCUCCUCCAUCUUUGGUUUCCUGACUCAAAGCACUAGGCCAGAGGAGCGUGCCGGUAUCUUCGCUGCAAUCAUGGCCUGUCGACAAGCUGGCCUCCUUGUCGGGCCAGCGUUCAACCUGUUCCUGCGGCUGUGUGAUUUCAAACUGGGGCCCUUUGUUGUGAACAAGUAUACGUCUCCUGGGAUCUUCAUGUGUCUGCUGUGGGUGCUGCUCCAGUGUGUUGUCCUGGCUAUGUAUUGGGAUUUACCGCCCAUCAAGUUCCUGAGAGAGGAGGUGGUUGUUCUCCUCACGGCUCAGUUCAUCACUCUCUUCAAUCAGACAGCGCUGGAGACCAUGGUGACUCCCCUGACGCAGCGCUCCUUCGGCUUCGGUGAGCUGGGCAACAGCCUGAUGUACAGCCUGUGUGGGGUGGAGGUCAUCCUGGGCUUCUUCUUCGUGCGGUGGCUGAGCUCGAAGGUGGCGGACCGUGUCGUGCUGGCCGUGGGCCUGGUCAUCUGCUGCACCGCUUGUAUCUGGUCCCUCGUCUUCCUCUGCGACCCACGAGGUGGUUAUGGAUGGGAGCUAACGGCCUUCAUCAUUGGAGUGUUUCUGCAGCUGCUGGGGCUUCCCUUUGUGGCUGUGUCUCAGGUGUCUCUGUUCUCCAAAGUCACCGAUGAGAAAACACAGGGAUUUAGCCAAGGAAUCAGACGCUCAGUCGGGGGCCUGGCCACCAUCCUGGGUCCUUUGUGGGCUGGAGGUCUGACCAAUAAUUUGUACAUAAUGCUGGGCAUGAUGUUAGCCCUCCUCAUGAUGAUCACAGUUAUGGCGGCGCUGUCCUACGAGCGUCUGACUGAGCCCAGGGCGGUGCAGUGCGCCCAGAGCUCUGACAGCGGAGGAUAG
Paralichthys olivaceus (Japanese flounder) is the source of this 1514-nucleotide messenger RNA. Lineage: Eukaryota; Metazoa; Chordata; Actinopteri; Pleuronectiformes; Paralichthyidae. The record is from RefSeq and is a predicted model, not a curated record.